Messenger RNA from Cryptococcus deneoformans JEC21, 2486 nucleotides. Its product is annotated as expressed protein. The transcript has 11 exons. Lineage: Eukaryota; Fungi; Basidiomycota; Tremellomycetes; Tremellales; Cryptococcaceae. Bases 1242 to 2321 code for a protein of 359 amino acids. The record is from RefSeq and is a predicted model, not a curated record.
UGUUUCUGUUAAUUGUUUGCGGAAUUUCACCAUCCUACGUGUUAUCCCCCUACAUGAUUUUCAACAUUCGGUAACCCUAGCGGGCUGCUUAAUAAUAAAAUCUGUAACAAGGACCAAGUUUCGAGACAUAGCACUCUGUGAGUGAUGCGUAAUUGGAGUGAAAGGCAACAGAACAACGUGCACGGGGUACAGGAACCGGUUUUGGAUUCUGGGUGGACGGAUAGUGAUUGCGGUCACGUCCUUUGAUAUUCACUAGGAUAACGGAGGCUGUCAGUCUUUGUCCGAAUCCGUGAUGGUUCGUUUUCGUUCCCUGUUUAUUUGCGACGCCCUUGCGUUCGGCGUCCUCUUGCGCCCUUUCUACGCCCUUCAACAACCUCUUCUAGCUUCCGACCCGAUCUUCAUUCGUCGCCAUCUGCAAAUGGAACUAACAUGUUGAUGGCAUUAACUACUGCAAUCUUAGCACCGCAACCAACAAUCCCAAAAUACUUUUCAUCAUAAUAAUAGUCUCCUUUUUUUCACAGGUCAGAGGCGUCUAUAGCCAUGACAUCAUGAUCUACAGCUUCACCAAGCGCUGAGAACAGGACGACAAGAGAAAAGGGUGACAGAAAUCAUCGAGGAGACGCCGCUGGUAUCGUACACACUCGGUGGAUGGAACGCUUAUGCUGUUGGUAGUUCCAUUGGGAGGUCCGUUAUUGACGGUGAACCGCGGGAGAAGGUGAAUAAUGAAGCGGGGAAUGGAGUUGGGCAUUUACUGUUCAUUACCAAUCUUUCAGUUCGGUACUUCUUCAAUCUCUGCGGACACAGAAAAAAACAGCGCUCCCCCAGAAUCAAUUCGCCCUGUCGCGCUCCUGUUAUGACCGAUCGAAAAUCUCACGACAAUCGACAAUGAGAGUUCACGGACCUCUGACGUUGUAUAUGCCCAGUGUCCCCGAACCGCUUCAGCAGUCAGUUACAACAGUUGAUCAUACGCCCUUAUUUUGAACUACUUGCCAAGCAUUGUACAAACAAGGCCCGCAUGGGCGAAAGGAAUAUCUAGCGGGGUCCAAGCAAAGAAGCCAAAAGAUCGCAUCGCCGCCCUGCCCCUAUACGCCCUUUAGCCUCAUCAUAUAAGAAGGCUGCAGGGAUAACUUUUACAGUCGAAAUGCCCAGACGAGCGACGAUAUUCGUGCAUGAACCUAACUCCUCGUCGACCAGUAACAUUUUAACAAUCAACCACUUAUUAAAAUCAAUCAUUGCUGGUCAUGUCUCAUUACCAAUACCUCCAGAUCAGAAUUGGAGCGGCUGCACCCACGGAGGAAGAAGCCGCAGCACUCUUUGCUCCUGAAAGAACUUUUUCCUUGGGUUGCAUGUUUGCCCAACCUAUUGUGGACACCUUCAUGGCUGGAAUAAUGUUUAUGCAGGUCGUCACCUACUUCACAUAUCAGAGAAACGACAAAUGGUGGACUAAGUGCAUAGUCAUUUUUGCCUCCAUAAUCUCCAUCAUUAUGACCGUCUAUCUGUGGUUUUUCGGACAGUACCUUUUUGUCCAGAAUUUUGGUCGCUUUUCACCAUUUGUGGAAACCGAUAAGCUCGCUUGGUUUCCAGUCCUCGAUGCUAUCUGUUCAAGCGGUAUUCAGUCAUAUUUCGCUUAUCGUGCGUAUCUAUUGAACAGGCGGAAUAUUUUAAUCCCUAUUACUAUCCUGCUUCUUAUCCUUACGUCGUUCGCGGCCACGAUUGCAGUAAAAGUAAUUUUCGGCAAUGCCAAUUCCCUUAUGGAAGCUGAUAAGGUCCGAAUUCCCGAAUUGAUCUGGCUGGCAUCUAUCAUGGCGGCCGAUAUCAUUAUCACUAUAUUAAUCCUUAAUGGCUUACUUCGGUCAAAGACUGGAUGGGCACACACUGACAAGGCUAUUGUCCGACUGAUUCGUAUCACAUUUGAAUCUCAGAUCCCUCCUACAAUCCUGGCCAUAACUUUCAUGAUUGAAUUCGUCCAGACACCGGCAUCUCUCCUGGGCUCUACUUUACAAGGGAUCCAAUCAAAACUUUACACUGUCGGAUUGAUGUAUUCUUUGAACUCCCGAGUAUCCUUCAAAUCCGCAAAUGAAAGUGGUUUUAAUUCUGGCCAAGUUUUUGCUAUGACUGGUCGGAGGGACAAUGCGACAAACGAUAUUCACGUGGAUGUGGAGACCUAUGUUCAUCACAAUCAGGAUAUACACACCAGCGACGAUGAUGUUCGAGACAAGAAGAACCGUGAAGAUGACGAAUCGUUGUCCGAUAUUCAGGGCCAUAAAUCUCCAGGAUUUGACAGUCAAUCCCACUUGACUGAACCUAGACACAUCGCGUAGAAGAACGAGCUGUAAUGGGGAUGCUCUCAAAGGGCUGGUAGCAGCUCCUAGGGGCAGCACAGGGGGACUUCGUCAGCAUGAACACACAGCCACAUGUAUUGUGUAAUAGGUCACCAUGUCCAGUCAUGAUCAUUCAUCUGUCAGUGUGGCAAUGCUAAGAUUCAA